GCAUAGAUAGAUAUCAUAGAUUUUCUCAUUUCUUCAUUUUUCUUUUCUGGUCUCCUCGUGUCUGUGACAGUAACACAACACACUCAGCAAAACACGGGAUCGAGAGAUUCAAGCUAAAGCUACAAACUUUUGUUUACUCUCUUUCUAUUUCCCAUUUCCUUAGCUUCGAUUUUGGUGAUUUUCUUCAUCAAAAUGGGGCUUGUUUCCCAGGAUGCUCUCAAAGAUCUUCAAGCUCUAAUGGAUCAAGUUGAGGAGCCACUUCAGAGAACUUUCCAGAAUGUUCAUCAAGGAUGUGUAACUGAAACCUUAAUGCGGUUUCUAAAAGCAAGGGAGUGGAAUGCUUCCAAGGCCCAUAAAAUGUUAGUUGAUUGUUUGAACUGGAGAGUGCAAAGUGAGAUUGACAGCAUAUUAUCGAAACCAAUAAUCCCUGAAGAUCUAUACAGAGCAGUGCGUGACUCACAACUCAUAGGAUUGUCAGGGUUCUCAAGAGAGGGUCUGCCUGUCUUUGCAAUUGGUGUUGGGCUUAGUACAUUUGACAAAGCAUCUGUCCAUUAUUAUGUGCAGUCUCACAUUCAAAUUAAUGAAUAUCGUGACCGUGUAAUCUUGCCUUCUGCAUCAAAGAAGCAUGGGCGCCCUAUUACAACUUGUAUAAAGGUUUUGGAUAUGACUGGCCUGAAGCUGUCAGCCCUGAAUCAGAUUAAGUUGUUGUCAAUUAUAUCAUCCAUUGAUGAUCUGAACUACCCUGAGAAGACAAAUACUUAUUACAUUGUAAAUGCCCCAUACAUAUUUUCAGCAUGUUGGAAGGUUGUGAAGCCACUUUUGCAAGAGAGGACAAGAAAAAAAGUGCAAGUCUUACAAGGUUCUGGUCGAGAUGAGCUGUUGAAGAUCAUGGAUUACGCGUCUCUGCCACAUUUUUCUAGAAAAGAAGGCUCUGGAUCAUCAAAACAUGCAGAGAGUGGAAGUGAAAAUUGCUAUUCCUUGGAUCAUUCCUUCCAUCAAGAGCUUUACAAUUACAUCAAGGAGCAAUCCAGAAUCCAUGAAGCUGUUGAGCCCAUCAAGCAGGGAUCUUUCCAUGUAGCUUUUCCUGAACCUCCUGCUGAGGAAGCAAACAUUGCAAAGACUAUAGAGUCAGAGCUACAUAAGUUUGAGAAAAGCCAUGGGAAUGAUGAUCGAUGAGUUAACAACCAAUGGUAUCUUUGCCAUCUGAUCCAAUUCCAAACCUGUGUAGUUAGUGUUGUUUAUGUUAGCUUGAGAAAUUUAGGGAGUAGUCAUAAUAAGCCUUGCAUUGUGCCACAAUGCAAGAGAGAAAUGUCAAAUAUAAUAUUUUACCAUCAAGUUUCUUCUCUAAGUUUGAUCUUUUGCUUUUUGUCAUCAUAGUGCCUUAACAAUUUAAUUAUUAAGUAGUUUAUGUUCGAAGUACAGGACUUGUAAACAAGAACAAAUAUGCUAUUUUAUUAUUGGAAAAGAAAAACUCAAUCAGAAGAAACCUUCUCCUUCA
This is a messenger RNA of Lotus japonicus, 1498 nucleotides long. RefSeq names its product phosphatidylinositol/phosphatidylcholine transfer protein SFH2. The coding region runs from base 193 to 1176 and encodes 327 amino acids. The transcript is spliced from 11 exons. The record is from RefSeq and is a predicted model, not a curated record. Lineage: Eukaryota; Viridiplantae; Streptophyta; Magnoliopsida; Fabales; Fabaceae.